GCUCUCCUGGGUGUUGGUGUCUUGAUGGAAGUUGAUGGUCAUCAUGAGACCGCUUAAAAGUUCUCCGUGGAGGAAGGAACACUGGCUGGUCAGUUGGCUCAAGCCUUUUUGUACACAGUCCAGGUGGGACUCGGGACUGUCUGGGGCACAGCAAGAGGAGGAGAUAAACGACGUGUACGUAGGAGACUCUUGCAUGGGUGAGUUGUCAACCUACUGUAGCACAGAAGGGAGAAAUUUGACACAUGCACCCACGGACUGUAUCAGGGCGAUGUGCGUAGCUGUGCUGGAAAAUUCUGCUCUUCUGUUGUCCAGAAUGUGUGAGACUGGGAUUCAUCCUGUGACUUUACUUAUAGUUUCUGGCCUGACUCACUUCCUUGAGUGAUCUGAUUUUUUAAAGGGCUGUUGCCAUCCACCGUAACAGAUGCAAAUGUCUUCUAUGCAGUCUUUUAGAUGCUGAAUAGCUUGAUAUGUUGCGUGUGUGAUUUGACAUGUGUUCUGCACCUGGGCUCACCGCUGGAGUAUUGUUCUUUGCCUGCACUUUUAAUUCUAGGAGACGUGGGUUGGGAUCUGCAGCCGGCCGUGGAAGCUCCCUGGGUGACCGGGGGCAAAGCUCUGCCGUCCUCCCCCAGCCAAACCAUUUGUAAGAGGAGGUGGUUGUGAGAAUGAAAAAGGAGGAGGUUCUAAGGUCCCUUGAUUCUCCUUUGAGAAGAAAAGCGGAAAUGUAAAUAUAGAACUGUGUGAAAUGGUUGCUUUUUGCUAAUGUAGUUUGGAUUACAUUAGAUUGCUGUCAAGGAGCUAGAUGUCGCCCACCAAUGGCUGGGUCUGGGGGCGGGGGGGGCGGGGCUGGGGGUGCCUGCUCAGGUGGCCCUGCCUAUGAAACAGGCCACUCGGAAAAGGGCACCUGACGCAUGUCUGGUUGGGCAUUAUGGGGUGCAGUGCCGUUCAGUGAUGUGCCUCAUGGAAUUGUGUUAGCCGUGUGUGUGAGGACUUUUCAUUCGUCUUGGCUGCCCCCUUUACCUUUUUGAAUGCAUUUGGCUGAAAGGGGAAGUCAUCCAGACAGGGCGAGCAAAGACCGGGGGCCUCGAGGGGCAUGCAGUCUCCGUGGAGCUCCAGCGGGGUUGCCCUGUGCUUGCUUGCCCCUGUCCCCCAGCCCUGCUUUUCCAGGCCAUGGAAAGGACUCCCCCCCCCCCUUCCCAUGUUUGUGGCCUGCUGCCAUUGUAGGAGUCCUUCAGUUCGGAGCACAAAGGGGCCCAUUGUGCCAGUGAGGAAGGGCUUGGUCACCCGUGCUUUUGGCCCUGCAGAUAACAUCGGGGCUUCUGCAGACCCAGAGGGGGCACGGGGUGGGGGCAGCGGGGGGGGGGGCGCUCAUUUGUCCACUUUGAAUUGAGGGAGCUGCAGCCACAUCCUCCCCCCACCUCCCUCUUCAAUCUUGCAAGAGUGUGUGUGUGUUUAAAAGCACUAGACAAGCCAUGCCAAGAGCUUUUUUUGAUAAGGCAAAAGUCUCCUUUUUUCCCAAAGGGCUGAGACCAAAUAGUUCACUGGUGGGGCUUCCCUUGCAGAUAGGCAGGCGGCCGGCCCCUGCUCCACCGGCACGGGUCCUGGGCACCGACUCCUCAGCUGAGGACCACUGGUAAGAUGCUCUCUCGCUGCUGGAUCUUCCCAGGGGGCUGGUGCUGAGGCAGAAUUGCACCCCUGUGCGUCCUGCGCCUCAUGCAUGCGAGGCAGGGAGGGGAGCUCACAGGGAUGAGUGUCCUGGAAUCGGGUGAGCUGAGCAGAGUUUUCCAUAGUUGGCCAUGCAAACAAGAGACCUUUGAGCUGGCCGGGAAGAUCUUAGAAGGAGUGCCAAGUCAGGGAAUGCUUUGGGGAAAUAUUUCAAAAAAUACUGUCCUGCAUUUUUCUCCCGUGGCGGUCAAGCUUACAGCAGAGUUAUUCGUGUCAUUACGACUGGUCAGUCUUGCAGAGGCAUAACGUGCAGGAAGGUUGUGCUGUUUGUGAACGGGACACGCGCUGUCCAGUGGAGAAUGGAAGCCGCUUUAGAGGUGGAUUAAAGCGCUAUUUAUAGCUCUCUCAUCUGAUUAACAAGAGCCCCACGGUCAGCUGCAGUGCCGUAGUCCAAGCUCUGCUCACAACCUGGGUUCGAUCCUGACAGAAGUCAGUUUCAGGAGUGACUCAGCCUUCCACCCUUCCGAAGUUGGUCAAAUGAGUAGCCAGCUUUCUGCGGGCAAUUGGGGAAGGCCAUGGCUGACCACUCUGUAAACAUCGUCCACCUGGUAAAUGUUGAGAUGUGACGUCACCCCAUAAGUCAGAGCAACCUGGUGCUCACAUAGGGGACUCCCUUGACCUUUACCUACCCUCUUAUUAAAUAAAGCUUAGUAGAUGAAUCAGUUGAUCAAUUAAAUCUGUAUGCUUUUGCAUGUGACCCAAACAGCAUUUGGAAGAAAAUGGCUUCCCCACCCCCACCCCUUUAGAGGGUACCAAGAUGUUCCACGGAACAGGUUCUCUUGUAUGUGGGUUUUCAGAUUGUUGCAAACACUUAAGGGGUUUACAAUGUAUUGGCCAGCCCAGUUUAAUCAAGCAGGAUUAUUGAACUGAUUCAAGGCUUUUGAUGAAGCACAGGAACCCUAAUUAUUUGUUGAAUUCUGUUUCCAGAAUGUUCAGUGUGUGCGUGCGUGCGUGCGUGCGUGCGUGCGUGUGUGUGAGAGAGAGAGAGAGAGAGAGAGAGAGAGAAAGAAAGAAAGAGGGAGGAUUUCCCAUAAGGGAUUUUUGAAGUAGUACUUGGCAGAAGCAAUGGUAAAAGCUGAGAGGCGAUUGUGCAUAUUGCGGAAGUGAAGCGUGUGGCUAAUGCGAUGCAAGCGUUGCUGUUGGGGCAGCCACAGGAGUUGUAUUCAGUCAGGCAUGUCAGGGAUGAGCAGCAGCAAAGGCCGGCCUCUGUGGCUCCGCACGGCUCAGUCUGCUCAGCCUGGAACAGCAGGAAAGGAACAGGCCCCCCUGAGAACUGGGGCCAGCUGGCGGAGCUUUCAUUUUGGGCGAUCCACCCGGCACGCUUCAGAAGACGGCAAAGCCCCGUGCCGGGUGACGUUGGGCUCCUCACACUCUCUUGGACUCACCUACGUGACAGGGUUGUUGUGAGGAUAAAUGUGAACGAGUGGAGAAUCACGUGACCCACCUUGAAGAAUUUAAAUGAAGUAAAUGAAUAAAAACGCUGCCUUUCUCCCUGGUGGGUUCUGUUCUCCUUUUUAUCACAACAGCCCUGUGAGGCUGUCUGGUGCCGGAAGCUGAGCAGAAGUGCUGCUGCGUUGCAGGGAACAUGGAGCACGAGGAGAAGCUCAUCAACAAAGACCAGGAAGAGGAGAUGGAGAUCUACGGUUACAACUUCUGCCGGUGGAAGCUGGCCUUGGUCCUCGGGGGGGUGCUGUGCACUGGCGGCUUCCUCCUCCUCCUCCUCUACUGGAUGCCCGAGUGGCGGGUAAAAGCGACGUGCCGCAGGGCUCCGCUCCGAGGCUGCCAGGUGGUGCUGCUGAGGACCACGGAUGAGUUCCACAGCUGGUUUUGUGCGAGGGUCCGCGUGGUGCUUUCGCUGGGAUCCAGCCCGCUGCAGACUCCGGCCUUCGUGGCAGAGAAGAUGACCAACGGCAUCAGGGAUCAUUCAUGUCCUGGCGCCUCUGAAGAGAGUGACCGGCACAGGUGCUCCCCAGGUCACCUGCAGGAGAUCCGGCACUUCACCCACCACAGCGUGAAGUACUUCUGGGACGAGGGCGGGCAGAACUUCGGCUCCAUAAAGGGCCUGGACGAAUCUGUCUCCUGCUCCUCCAUCCAUCAUGAGCACAGCACCGGACUGGGAAAGGGGAUCCGUGAGUACAGGAAACUAUUCUACGGAGUCAAUGAGAUUGCCGUGAAAGUGCCUUCCGUUUUUAAACUUUUGAUUAAGGAGGUUCUCAAUCCAUUUUACAUUUUCCAACUGUUCAGUGUGAUCCUGUGGACCACGGAUGAAUACUACUACUACGCGCUGGCCAUAGUGAUCAUGUCUCUGGUGUCCAUUAUGAGCUCCCUGUACACCAUCCGAAAGCAAUACAUGAUGCUCCACGACAUGGUGGCAGCGCACAGCAUCGUGAGGGUCUCAGUCAGCGCAGCAGACCGAGGCUUAGAGGAGAUCUUGUCUACGGACCUCGUGCCUGGGGACGUCAUCGUGAUCCCCUUGAACGGGAUGAUCAUGCCAUGUGACGCGGUGCUUCUCAGCGGCACCUGCAUUGUCAACGAGAGCAUGCUGACAGGCGAAAGUGUUCCCGUCACCAAGACCAACCUGCCGCAUCCCACUGAGGACCCCCAAGCCCCAGAGGCUGAAACGUACAGCCCAGAGGGCCACCGGAGGCACACCCUCUUCUGCGGCACCACCGUCAUCCAGACCCGCUUCUACGCAGCAGAGCUGGUCAAAGCUGUGGUGGUCCGGACAGGCUUCAGCACAUCCAAGGGGCAGCUGGUCCGUUCCAUCUUGUACCCAAAGCCGACAGACUUUAAGCUCUACAGGGAUGCCUACAUGUUCCUGCUCUUUCUUGUGGGGGUGGCCGCUGUUGGGUUUCUGUACACAGUCGUCAACAGCAUUCUGCACAAGGUUCCUGCCAGCAUCAUCAUCAUUGAGUCUCUGGACAUCAUCACCAUCACUGUCCCUCCCGCCCUGCCUGCCGCAAUGACUGCUGGGAUUGUGUAUGCGCAGAGACGGUUGAAGAAGGUCGGGAUCUUCUGCAUCAGCCCACAAAGGAUCAACAUCUGCGGGCAACUGAAUCUCAUCUGCUUCGACAAGACAGGCACUCUUACGGAAGACGGCCUCGACCUCUGGGGGAUCCAAAGAGUGGAAAACGCUCGCUUCCUUCUGCCACAAGAAAAUGCUUUCAGCAAGCUGUUGGUCAAGUCUCCCUUCGUGGCGUGCAUGGCCGCCUGCCACUCCCUGACCAAGAUUGAAGGCGUGAUCUCAGGGGACCCCCUGGAUCUGAAGAUGUUUGAAGCUACUGGCUGGAUUCUUGAAGAGGCAACUGAGGAGGAAACCACCCUCCACAACCGCAUCAUGCCUACCGUGGUCCGGCCCCCCAAGCAGCUUCUUCCAGAGCCACAGCCGGCAGCGAACAAAGACCUGGAACUGUUUGAGCUUCCGGCCACUUACGAGAUUGGGAUCGUGCGGCAGUUCCCGUUUUCCUCUGCGCUGCAGCGGAUGUGCGUGGUGGCCAGAGCCCUCGGGCAAAAGAAGAUGGACGCCUAUGUGAAGGGGGCGCCGGAGAUGGUGGCUGGCUUGUGCAAGCUGGAGACAGUGCCGGCGGACUUUGAGCGGGUGCUGGAAGAGUACACAAAGCAGGGGCUGCGCGUCAUUGCCGUCGCACACCGGCGGCUGGAGUCCAGGCUGACUUGGCACAGAGUGCAGAACGUGGCGCGAGAGGCCAUUGAGACCAAUAUGGAUUUUUUGGGCUUAAUUAUCAUGCAGAAUAAACUCAAACAAGAAACCCCUGCAGUGCUUGAAGAUUUGCACAAAGCCAACAUCCGCACCGUCAUGGUGACCGGAGACAACCUGCUGACGGCCGUCUCGGUGGCCAGAGACUGUGGCAUGAUCCAGCCCCCUGACAAGGUGAUUGUCGCAGAGGCGCUGGCUGCGAAGGACGGGCAGCCUGCCAGGAUCAGCUGGCACUACACAGACAUGCUCAGCAAGGGCCCCGAUCCCUUGCCAGCCAUUCACCCAGAGGAGAUCCCUGUCAAGCUGGCCCCGGAGAACCUGGAGGACCUCCCCGUGACCAAGUACCAUUUUGCGAUGAGCGGGAAGUCCUUUGCAGUCAUCCAGGAGCACUUCCAGGACCUGGUCCCAAAGCUGGUUCUGCACGGCACAGUCUUUGCCCGCAUGGCACCGGAUCAGAAGACCCAGCUGGUGGAAGCCCUGCAGAAUGUCGACUACUACGUGGGCAUGUGUGGUGACGGGGCGAACGACUGUGGGGCGCUGAAGAGGGCCCACGGCGGCAUUUCCUUGUCCGAGCUGGAGGCUUCCGUGGCGUCGCCAUUCACCUCCCGGACACCCAGCAUCUCCUGCGUGCCAAACCUGAUCAGGGAAGGCCGGGCGGCUUUGGUGACGUCCUUCUGCGUGUUCAAAUUCAUGGCUUUGUACAGCAUUAUCCAGUACUUGUCUGUCACCCUGCUGUACUCGAUGCUGAGCAACUUGGGGGACCUGCAGUUUCUCUUCAUCGACCUGGCCGUCAUCUUGGUGCUGGUCUUCACGAUGAGCCUGAAUCCGGCCUGGAAGGAGCUUGUGGCGCAAAGACCCCCGGCUGGCCUCAUCUCCGGGCCGCUGCUGUGCUCCGUGGUCUCCCAGAUCCUCAUCUGCUUCGGCUUCCAGACCGUCGGCUUCCUCUGGGUCAGGCAGCAGCCGUGGUAUGAGCCGUGGACGCCGCACUCGGACGCCUGCCGCCCCUCCGGGGCCCCGGGGGCCAACGCCUCUGCCCAUGGGAACGGGACUCUGCACGACGAGCACAACAUCCGGAACUACGAGAACACCACCCUCUUCUUCAUCUCCUGCUUCCAGUACCUGACCGUCGCCGUCGCUUUCUCCAAGGGGAAGCCCUUCCGGCAGCCUUGCCACAAGAACUAUCUCUUUGUUCUGUCCGUGAUGGUUCUGUAUGCCCUCACGCUUUUCAUCAUGCUGCAUCCAAUCGGAGCCAUUGACUGGGCUCUGGAGCUGGUGUGUGUUCCCUUCCCGUGGCGAGUGACGAUGUUAAUCAUCGUGCUCCUGAAUGGUGCCGUGUCCAUCCUGGUGGAGAAUGCCCUGCUUGACACGGUCCUCUGGAAAGUCCUCUUCCGUCGGGACAAGCAAAGGGACUUCCGCCCGCCCUCCUCCCACCCGCCACAGGGUCCCUGGCAGCGGUGCAGCCUUCCAGCUCUGCUGGGCUUCCGGAAGGCGCCCCCCAAGGCCAAGUACGCGCACCUGGCCCAGGAGCUGCUGGUGGACCCCGACUGGCCGCCCAAGCCCAGCACCACCACAGAAGCCAGAGCUCCGGCCCAGGAGAACGGAUCCUGCCUCGUCCUCAGCGCCACGUAGCAGCGGACGGCCGAAGGACGCGCCGCCUUCAGGGACUUUCCCGCCUGCCGAGCGUCUCGGUGCUGGACUCUCCAUCGCUGCUCCGCCUCGGCCUCCCCGGGGUGCAGCGACGGUUGCUUCCCCAGCUGACGCGAAGCCUCUUGUGUGGACUCCUCGCCUCCCCUCCGCCUGCCAGUUCUGCCUCCAGGCUGCACUUUAGAGUCCUUCCAGGGGACGUGGCUGGCCUUUGGGGCAGAGGGCGGGGCCUGUCCCCCUCCGCGGUGGUGGAACGCAGGCUGCUGGCCAUCUGGCAGGGUGGGAAGGCCGCCCCGUUUCUCAGCCAGCGAUCCGCUUUGAUACAGCGCUGGCUUAUUUGGAGCCUGUGUCAGAGCAAUCCGGCCCAGCGUGAAAGAGGGAGCUGCUUGCCCUUCUGGUUGGGCAGGGCAGGGGGGGUCCCGCCUCAUGCCCCGCAGGAGGGAAAGCAUCCUGCCCUCCACCCCCCCAACAAAGGCUCCUGGCAGCCAGCUGAGCUGUGCAAAGGGCACGCCGUCCUCACCAAAGGGCUAAGAGAGACCCCAGUCCUCAGCAAGCGACCGCCAGCAGUGCUGCUUUGCGGGGGGGGGGGCAGUUCCCAGUCACAGUGGCCCUGGGGCCUGCGUGCUGAUGCCGAGGGGGGGGGGACACCAGCAAACCAAGUGCCCCUCUGGAUCAGAGCAAGGGGGGAGGGGCUUGUUGGCUCCAGCAGCUGGACCUGCUUUCUUGAUACUGGCAGGGGAGGCUCGAAAUGCCGAGAACUGAAAAGGUGCAAGAAGUUCAGGCCCCGCCCGCCUCGGCCCCGUGGCUCCACACGCCCGCCCCCCCAGCACCCUGAGACGGUCACAGUAGCAUUGCCCUGCAGGGGGUCCCUCCAUGCAUGCCCACAAGUCCAGGGAAAUGACCCUAAACUGGGUGCAGUGAAUUCUUGCAAGAUGCUGGGACCCCCCUUGCUGGCGCUCAAAGUGUUCCUGCCUCUUGCCAGGCUCUGAAGAAACUCUCUCUGGGAGGGCAGCAGGGCAGUUCGCCCUCCUGUUCCUUCCUUCUGCAGCAGAAGUGGGGGGCAGGCAGGGAACCCACGGCAGGGUAUCCGUCCCUGGUUGCCCCAGUGGCUGGCCCAGCCCUUGCGGGGCUGGUGUUGCAGGGUGGCAUUUUGCUAGACAGUCUGCAGGAUGGUCGGACUCCCAAGUUCUGAGAAUCCGCCUGAGGCCAGGGAAAGGGUUUCUCUUGUGACCACCACUGGGGACAGCUGACAGUGUCGUGGGGGGAGGGAAUCUGGGACAGCUGGUUUUAAAAUUCAGGUGACUUUAUUUUAAUGGGGGGUGGGGGGAGACAUCCAUGCAGCUAUGCACCUUUGACCUGGGAACUGUGACUCACAACCGCCUUGUUCAGUUGCGCAGAAGUUGUGUGCGAUUGUAGGGAACGAGGGGGCUUUGGUCCAGGGGCCUCCCCACGGUGUUUUCUCAUUGUCAGUCUCCCUGGCUCUCAGUUCUGCUUUGUAGCACCUGGGGAAAGAAAUAGUGUGUGAAGCCUUGUUUGGGGGGUGGGGGUGCAUUAAAGCAUUUUGUAAACAUUGCAUGGGGAAGGUGGGGGGACAGCCCAGCCCCCCCUUGCUCUGUAACAGGCUCUUCAGCUGUUUGCAGCAUUGGAGGAACUGUCCCUGAAAUUUCUGGACUUAUUUCUUCACUUGUUUGGGAGGGGGUGAUUGAAAAGAGGUGUGGGGAGGGGGGUCUAUUGAGAGCUUCAGAGUGCAGGCGGUGUCUUGUUGCCAGGACAGCAUUCUGGGAAAACUAACUUGUGCAUCCAAGUCUGUAGUAUAAUUUAAAAAUACUGUUUGUUUGGAAAACGUUCCUUGAAAGCUCAGGAGUUCAGGGAAGAAGAUCCGCCGCGUGGAGAGGCGUCUGCUGCAGAGAAGCCCAGCCCAGCCAGCGCUGCUCUGGAUUCAGGGUUCCUUAUUAAAUUAUUUGCCAGCUAUGCAGGUUGACAGCCUCCGUCCUUGAGCUUGCGAGGAUUGGAAGUCGGGCCCGCUGAGGAAGAUUAUUUAUUGUUUCCGCCCAGACCAAAAGGACCUGUCUGCCCAAGGCAAGGCCCACUGUUUUUAAAUGAUGUGUUCAGUUUUUUAAAAAAGAAAAUCUUAAAAUAAACAACCAGGUCUUUUAAA
This is a messenger RNA of Sphaerodactylus townsendi, 9239 nucleotides long. It is a transcript of the gene ATP13A3, whose product is annotated as ATPase 13A3. Bases 3308 to 7066 code for a protein of 1252 amino acids. Gene Ontology annotation, cellular component: late endosome membrane. The record is from RefSeq and is a predicted model, not a curated record. Lineage: Eukaryota; Metazoa; Chordata; Lepidosauria; Squamata; Sphaerodactylidae. Gene Ontology annotation, molecular function: P-type ion transporter activity; ATP binding; ATPase-coupled monoatomic cation transmembrane transporter activity. The transcript is spliced from 34 exons. Gene Ontology annotation, biological process: polyamine transmembrane transport; intracellular calcium ion homeostasis.